UCUAAUGGACAAUCCUCCGCAGCCUCCACCACCAUGAGCACCCUCCGCAAGCUCAAGGCAUACGUCCUAGGCGGCGACUCGGACCAGUCCGCUGAGCUCAAGGCCGCCGACAUCCCCGUGUCCGACGCGGACUGCAGGACCUGCGGCAUCCCGUGCGACGCAGGGCACGAUGAAUAUCCAUCAAGGUUCGAUGUAGACAUGGAGUCGCAGAUGCUUGGCUCCGUAAAGCCCUACCACCGCCAGCUCGUCAUAUCCACCGGGAAAUCAGACUGGGAAAAAGAGGUGACGGAAGCUGAUGGCACCCUCGCAUUCUACCUCGAUGCCGCGCACGGCGAUGCUCCGAAAAAGGGGAAGAAGCCGCCGCCAUCCGGCAGCGAGAACGCGGUCCCAGGCGUGUACGACUCGUCCGCGACGAGAAAGGUGACCAUUCUGAAUGGCAGCCACAACACCGUCUGCGAGGACCCGAUGCAGGACACAGUGCUCGUCUUCCCUGACUACAAGGUGGUCACGGAAGUCAUGUGCUCGGAGGAGGGAGCGAAGCAGCUGUGGAAGUCCCUUGAGCGGGACGGGCCUGCCCCUGCAGAAGGCAGCCAGGUGAAGACAUGGGUGCUGCCGUAUAAUUGCGUGAUCACCAUCUGCUCCCACAAGCGAAGGGACAACCGCUGCGGGAUCGCCGCCCCAAAGUUAGCGCACACUUUCCAGGAAUCCCUCGAGCGCGCAGGCUGGGAAGUGCACACGCAGCUCGAGGACCCAUCGUUUUCCAGCACCGCGUUCGAAGACACCCCCGGCACGCCCGCAGAGAAGGACACCGAGUUCCGCCGCCGCCUCGAGGCCGUCGACUCCGCCGACCAGAAGCGCAUGCUCAUCAUCCGCAAUUCUCACAUGGGCGGGCACAAGUUCGCCGGCAACGUCAUUAUCAAUACUCCUCAGGGCUCGUGUGUCUGGUACGGGCGCGUUACGCCGCACGAGGUGGACGCGAUCGUGAAGGAGACGGUCAUUGGUGGGAAGAUCCUCCCGCCUCUGCUACGGGGCGGCAUCAACCUCUCUCGUCCUGGCGCUGCGACGCUGCACGAUUGGUAACGUCAUAUACCGACUUCCCUCUUGUACACGUACAACAGACUAGAGAUAUAUAUAUCGCUCGGGGUCGUUU
Laetiporus sulphureus 93-53 is the source of this 1150-nucleotide messenger RNA. RefSeq lists its product as uncharacterized. The coding region runs from base 34 to 1080 and encodes 348 amino acids. The record is from RefSeq and is a predicted model, not a curated record. The transcript is spliced from 6 exons. NCBI's taxonomy places the organism in Eukaryota, Fungi, Basidiomycota, Agaricomycetes, Polyporales, Laetiporaceae.